This is a messenger RNA of Dothidotthia symphoricarpi CBS 119687, 1005 nucleotides long. RefSeq names its product alpha/beta-hydrolase. Gene Ontology annotation, molecular function: hydrolase activity. The transcript is spliced from 3 exons. Lineage: Eukaryota; Fungi; Ascomycota; Dothideomycetes; Pleosporales; Dothidotthiaceae. The coding region runs from base 1 to 1005 and encodes 334 amino acids. The record is from RefSeq and is a predicted model, not a curated record.
AUGUCUUCCACCGCAGCCCUCGGGACUCAAGACGAGAAAAUGAGUAGCCUGGGGCUGACUAAAACGAUAGUAAACAACGAGAAGGUCUGCUGCUACAGCCGUGAUCUAGGUGCCGUUUCGAAGAAGAAUCCCGUUCUCGUGCUCGUCCAUGGAUACCCUCAGUCGAGCUAUAUGUGGCGGCACUUCAUCCCCCUCCUCCCUUCCACCGCGCCUCUAUUUGUCCCCGACAUGCCCGGCUACGGUGCAAGUGCGCCGACCGAGAAGAUGGACAAGCUAACUGUCGGAAACGCCCUUAUGGACGCACUGAAGAGCGAAGUAUCAAAAGCACGCACUUCCAGUGAUGCCCAAGGUGACAUCCCAAUCGUAAUCAUCAGCCACGACCGCGGCGCCCGCGUUGCACACCGUCUCGCAGUCAGUGGUGUAGCGGGCGUAGACAUACGGGGCGUAUGUUUAAUCGACAUUGUCCCCACCUCAACCCAAUGGCAACACAACGCCUCCCCCACCACCGCCGCAAAAGAAGUAACCGGCUACUUCCACUGGCCCUUCCUCGCCAACGUCUCCCUAGCCACACGCAUGAUCACCGCCCUCGGCCCCUCAACCUUCUGCACAGAUAUGAUCCAGCGCUGGGCCGGCUCCGGUCUAUCAAACCUAACCGCCGACUCCGCGCUUCCCCUCUACGGCGCCCUGUUCGCGCAACCCCAUGUCCUGAAGGCGAGCUGCGAGGACUACGCCGCUGGCGCUACGGUCGAUCUCGAGAUGCAGGCUGCGGAUCAGGAGGCGGGUAGGAAGAUCAAGUGUCCGACGCUUUUGCUGUAUAGUUCGGGGGGGAUUGGGAGUCGGUUUGCGUUUCCGGAUGUGUGGCGCGAGUGGGUGGGUGAUGGGGUUGAGAUUGAGGAUAGGCCGUUGGGGGGCGGGGUGGGGCAUUUUGGCGCGGAGGAGGCGCCUGAGGAGAGUGCGGAGGUUGUUGGGGAGUGGUUGGCGAGGCUGGCUGGGGGUGCGGCGUGA